AUGGCUGCUGUUGACCCACAGGACGGGCAGUCAACUGGGUGUAAGAUGCACACUAUUCUAGUGCUCGUGUUUGUCGUGCUCGCUCACGUGACAGGCACGUGGGGAUGUCUCGGCAAACAGCGUAAGACACAGAUGAGACGAUGCAUCAGGCGGAAACGGAACGACCGUGUACGAGUCAAGGAGACCCUAAUUCGCGCCAUGCUGGCGGGCGCCGAUCUCAGAAUAUUCGUUCCCUCUUGGGGCCCAGUUGGUUACCUGACAAGCGUCCAAAAUACCCAGACGAUCCGGAAUAACGUUUGCGCCAGGCGCUAUUCCACCCUCCCUUUCAACAAAUACCCCGACCCUAUCUACUCGCACACCCAGGACGGCACAGUGAUCACCGGAAGUGUCCGGGACAUAGUGUACGCUGUGGAGGCAGGGGCGGACAUCCGCAUCGUCGACCGGCAGCUUGGGUACGGCGUCCGCAUGGACAACGUGGAGGUGUCGUAUGACCGCGCCAUCGUGGCGGGACAGUCGCUGUGGCACGUGAGCGAGCGCAUGAACGGGCCCAAUUUGGAGUAUCAAGGUGACGACUAUUAUUGGAUGUCCGUCUGGUCCACUGACGGCACCGUGGAUGUCUCACGCUGGAACGUCAGCGAGCACGUAAAGCGUGGAAACAGCAGUAUGCAACAGUCCAUGAACUGGUAUGCGGACAGUUGCUGGCAGAUGGCGUACAAGCACGACGCGGAAGGGAAUCUGGAGGAUGGUUCCCUCGAACUCCUUCGCCUCGCUGUCGAGACGGGUCACCGUCUCAAGGUACUCAUUGAUGGCGCCAUCACGGUGGAGCCGGAUCAGAUCAACGUGCGCGGGGGGCACAUUAACGCGCAGAUUCUCGGCCUCGUUUCGAAGCAAGACCUGAAGACGUUUACAGACGACGUGUUUUGGGAUUGGCGCGUUCUGACGACCACCGGCACAGAGACUUCAGAGUAUUUCAACAUCGGUGAGUACUUUAACCGCGGGAACACCGUGAAACGCAAGCCCAUGACGUGGUUCAUCGACACGCGCACGUGGAACCGCGUUCUCGUCAACGACAAAGACGGCGUUGUCCUUGCCGGCACCAAGCAACAGCUCAUCGACGCGAUCCUGCUGGGAGCGGAAGUGCGCUACAAGUUGACGUUUACGUCGAACGCAAUCAUGCAUCAGGCGGACAAUUUGGAGAUAAGCGCCGACGGGAACGUCGGGGCAAUGCACGUGCGCUCCGUGAGCUUGAAAUUCACGCCGGGGUCGCCGCACGAGGUUACGUUCCAGAACAGCCCGUACUGGUGGUUCACAAUCGUCUCCACAACCGGAAAGGUGGACAUCUCUCGCUGGACCGUCGGCGAGCACGUCAACCGUCGGCACACUCAUCUCUUCGUGCAGGUCGAGUGGUUCGUCAGUUUUUAAGUUUAACGGUGAACCAGUUAAUAGCACAUGCAAGCAGUGGUCAUAAAAGAGAAAAAAAGAACUGAAAGCGAAAUACUGUUAAGAUAAGAAAGAAUUAUGUCCCGUUUUUGAAGACAUACAAGUGUUUGUCAUACCAUACCAUGUUCUUGUUCACAUAGAUUGAUUUGAAUGAACUUUCUCAUGUGUGUCACUCCUUGAUAACAGAUAAGAGGUGAUU
This is a messenger RNA of Dreissena polymorpha, 1639 nucleotides long. RefSeq lists its product as uncharacterized. The record is from RefSeq and is a predicted model, not a curated record. The transcript is spliced from 7 exons. Lineage: Eukaryota; Metazoa; Mollusca; Bivalvia; Myida; Dreissenidae. Bases 1 to 1422 code for a protein of 473 amino acids.